AGGCGGAGGGACGGGGCAAAGAUGGCGGCGCCCGUCCUGCUGCGGGUGUCGGUGCCGCGCUGGGAGCGGGUGGCGCGCUCCGCCGUGUGCGCCGCCGGCAUCCUGCUGUCCCUCUACGCCUGCCACCUGGAGCGCGAGAAGGGCCGCGACGCCCACUACCAGGCCCUGUGCGACCUCAGCGAGCGGGUGCGCUGCUCCGCCGCCAUCACCUCCAGAUGGGGUCGAGGAUUCGGUCUGUUGGGUUCCAUCUUUGGAAAGGACAGUGCAAUAAAUCAGUCAAACAGUGUUUUUGGACUCGUGUUUUAUAUACUACAGAUGCUACUUGGUAUGACAGCAAGUGCAGUAGCAGCUCUAAUCCUCAUGACAUCCUCCAUAGUGUCUGUAGUAGGGUCAUUGUACUUGGCAUACAUUCUGUACUUCGUGCUGAAGGAAUUUUGCAUUGUCUGCGUCAUCACAUAUUUGCUGAACUUCAUUCUCUUUAUCAUCAACUACAAACGACUAGUUUAUUUGAACGAGGCCUGGAAACGGCAACUCCAACCCAAACAGGAAUAACCCCUGUUUGAACUCUUGACUGACAGUCUGAAGACCCAACUUCCAUUAAGUUUAUUUUGCAGUAAUUUUUUAUUCUCCAUAUCAGACACUUUCCCUGAGAAUCAUAACUGAAUUUUUAAUUAUAAAUUUGAAGGGGCCCCCCCGGUAAUUUUUCUGUGCUAAUCUUCAGUUUAAAUGUGGUUGUGAAAGAAAGCUCUAAUACAAUCAAAGACAAGCUUUAACUUUACUUUGAAGGAGUUUUAGCCACAGCAAAACCUAGACUCUCUCGUCCCCCUCCACUUGUGAAGUGGGUAACACUUGCUAUAAAAUAUCCUGUAUAUAAAUUCAGGUAUAACAAGAUGUGAUCAUGACAUUAAAUAUUCUAGACUAGCAUCACCAUAUUUAAUGUUGCCAUGUUUACAGUAUGUGUAUUACUUUUUUUUUUUUUUUUUUUUUUUUUAGCUGAUGGACUUAGAUUUGACUAGGACUUAACACUGUAAAUAAAAUUAGAACUAUUGGUUUCAUCCCUGGAGAACUCACUGUCCAAAUGGGUUUUGUUAGGAGCUGUCAGAGGGUUCAGCUCACAGUCGACUGACACGAUGGAAGAAGUGACCUCUAAAGAGAACACGGAGUUGCUGCACUCACUGCUCGUGCUGUCCCAAGAAUGACGCUUGGGGUUGGUUCCAUUUUUUUUUUUUUUUUUCCUUCUUUCUUUCUUUUUGUCUCCAGUACCGAAAAUGGAAUUAAAGCUGAAAACCUGAAGUGUGUUCAUUAAACCACAACCUCGUUAAUUCUGUACCGAGUGAAAAUAGCUCCGUGUGGUCGAUCCACCAGGAUAUUCUGUGCAGGUUGGGGGUUGGUGUGUCAAAGUGUUCUCUGGAAGGACUCAGUUUCCAUGCAGAGCUGUUUCAUUUUUAAGCUGUGGUCAGCCAGCCAGUGUUACUGAUGUUUGAUGUUCUAUGAAUGCUGCAGUAUAGGAUUGCAAUUGCAGUGGAAACCACUGACUGAGCGGGAUAACCAAGUCGUGCACUGAAAAAAGCAGUUACUUAAUUGAUCUUCGUCAGGAUCCUUGGUUUGUGCUAUACUGGGAAAUGAACUUUAGGCCUGACACACACACACACAAGAUCCCUUGGAAGGGCAAGCUGUUUAAUGGGAUAAGUAAGUAAAUGUGCUCCUGAAAAUGAAAUGUGAUAUAGUGCUAUCAUUGCUCUUUCUAAUAACUAAUUGGG
Empidonax traillii (willow flycatcher) is the source of this 1760-nucleotide messenger RNA. RefSeq names its product vitamin K epoxide reductase complex subunit 1 like 1 (gene VKORC1L1). Gene Ontology annotation, biological process: peptidyl-glutamic acid carboxylation; vitamin K metabolic process. The transcript is spliced from 3 exons. Gene Ontology annotation, molecular function: vitamin-K-epoxide reductase (warfarin-sensitive) activity. The coding region runs from base 22 to 552 and encodes 176 amino acids. NCBI's taxonomy places the organism in Eukaryota, Metazoa, Chordata, Aves, Passeriformes, Tyrannidae. The record is from RefSeq and is a predicted model, not a curated record.